Messenger RNA from Hordeum vulgare subsp. vulgare (domesticated barley), 1389 nucleotides. RefSeq lists its product as uncharacterized. The transcript is spliced from 2 exons. The record is from RefSeq and is a predicted model, not a curated record. The coding region runs from base 374 to 1198 and encodes 274 amino acids. Lineage: Eukaryota; Viridiplantae; Streptophyta; Magnoliopsida; Poales; Poaceae.
GGAAGUGUGUUUGAUAGCACACGAAAAACAAAGGAGUUCUAUAAAAAGGUUUGAGUGGAUGGAAAUUUUCCUCCAAAAUGUAGUACAAACGAAUCCUACGAAAAAAUUGCAAAAGAUUUCAAUCCUAUGAAUCAAACGACCAUCGUAGGAAAAAAUCCUAAGGAUCCAAACCCUCUGAAAAUUCAAUGAAAUUCUUUUGUAUCAAAGGAGCCCUCAUCCGGCAGAGCCACAGCCACCUAACCACUGCAUCACUUGACACGGCACCUGCUCGAACAAGCGAGACACGAUCAAAAUCGCGGCCACGGGUUCGUUCAUUCAUCCCGCACCCACCUACACGCUGACGCAGCUCCCGGCCGCCGCCGCCGCCAGGGCAAUGGAGCCCGAGCCCGACCGCGACGUCUCCCUCCUCCCCCCCGCCCCAAUCCCUAGCCACCAACCCAGCCUCCGCGCAGCCAAGUCCACGGCCUUCAAGCGGGAGGAGCGCCGCAAGCACAAGGAGCAGAAGCGGGAGCGCAAGCGGCAGGAGAGCCUCGCCCUAGCUCUCGAGCAGUGGGAGCCCCUCGGCGCCCCACCCCGCCCGGCUGCCACCUCCCCUCCCGGCGCGCCAGCCGACGACAAGCCCUGGCCGUGCGACCCGCCCCCUCCCGCGGACGCCGCGCCCUCCGCCGCCUGGGGCUGGGGCCCUCCGGCGGAACCCUCCGCCGACAGGAGCUGGGGCCUUCCAGCGGAACCCCCGACGCAGCCGCCGGUCGCGGCAAGGUGCCCCCAGGCCGCCGCGGUGAGGGCGUGCCGCGCGUUGUUUGGAGAGCACGCCGAUGACGACGACGAGGAAGGGGAGGAAGAGGAAGGCGAUGCGACCCGGUUCUUCGACGAGCUGCUGGAGAAAGACGCGGGCCUGAGGGGGUUGUACGAGGCGGAGCGGGAGACGGGGCGGUUCCUGUGCCUGGUGUGCGAGGGGAUCGGCGCCAGGGCGGGCAAGCGGUUCCCCGGCUGCGCCGCGCUGGUGCAGCACGCCGGCUCGGUCGCCCGGACCAAGAGGAGGCUCGCGCACCGCGCCUUUGCCGACGCCGUCGGCCGCCUGCUCGGCUGGGGCGCCGGCCGGACCACGCCUUUUCCGGCAGAUUGUGACAACGAUGGCGCUGUUGAUCAAGCUGAGCACUUGGAUGCUUCUGAAUGUGCAGAGAUGGAGGCGGUCUAAUUGAGCUCAUGGUGCCUAAUUAGUGAUUCUCUCUUGGUCAAAAACCCGGAUGUAUCGAUAACCUUGAUGCUCGGUGUCAACAUCUGCGUGUAAUCUAGUUCGAUGCUCUGGUAACCUAGAUGCUUAUUUUUAACAUCUCAAGCUGGAUCUAAAAGUUUCUGAAUUGCAGUGCAUCGUAUUUCAGUUCUUGA